Messenger RNA from Fusarium keratoplasticum, 1641 nucleotides. RefSeq names its product MFS domain-containing protein. The coding region runs from base 1 to 1641 and encodes 546 amino acids. Gene Ontology annotation, cellular component: membrane. Gene Ontology annotation, molecular function: carbohydrate:proton symporter activity. The record is from RefSeq and is a predicted model, not a curated record. Lineage: Eukaryota; Fungi; Ascomycota; Sordariomycetes; Hypocreales; Nectriaceae. Gene Ontology annotation, biological process: carbohydrate transport; transmembrane transport. The transcript is spliced from 3 exons.
AUGGAUUUCAACAAAGAGGAAAAGCCAAUGUCUACUAUUGAACACGUUGAGCAAAGUCACAUUGGCACGCAGCAAGACAUUGCCGAUCUUGCUGCCCGCCAGAUUGAGUAUGAGAAGAGCCUCAGUUUCUUCGAGACGGUGCAGGUGUUCUGGCGAAGCACUCUCUGGAUUCUAUAUGGCCAACUCGUCGUUUUCGGCUAUGGCAUCGAUGGAAUCAUCGCGGGUAACCUGCUUGCAAUCCCCAAGUUUCGAGAGGAUUACGGAACCCUUCUUGGAGAGGGCGACACCGCAAGCUGGAUUAUCCCGGCAACUUGGCAAAGCCUUUACGGUGGCGUCUCCCAGCUGGCUGCCAUUCUCGGGGCUGCCUUCACCGGUUGGAUCACCGAUAGGAUCGGACGUCGAUACACCAACAUGAUAUUCUGCGCCAUCUCCAUUGCUGGGGUUGGAGUUCAGUACGCUUCGGUCCAUAACGGGUCACUUGCAAUUCUCACAGCUGGAAAGGCAAUCAAUGGUCUCUCCAUUGGAGCAUGGCUCAUAAUUGGACCUCUCUAUGCCUCCGAGGUUGCACCACUGAAACUGAGAGGCUGGCUCACGGCCAUGACAAACUUUAUUCAGUUCUGUGGCACUCUUCUCUUCACCGGCAUCAUGUAUAAGUUAGGCCCUAAGAACGAUGCCGACGCCUACAUCAUCCCAUUUGCCUGUCAAUGGAUCAUUCCGUGCUUAGUCCUUCCCACUGCCUGGAUCUGGCCCGAGUCACCUGUCUGGCUCGUCCGCUCCGGACGCCGCGAAGCUGCCCAGAAGUCACUUGACCGUCUCCAUGGCAACAACCCGGCGAUCAACAAGGACGCUGUACUGGCCAUGAUUGAGAACACUGUUGAGCAAGAACGCGAGCAUCGUUCUCAGACAGCGAGUGUGACCUACGCUUCCUGCUUCCGAUCGACAGACAGACAGCGGACUUUGAUCUGCAUGUUCAUCUACGGGUGCCAAUAUCUGAGCGGCCUCAUCUUUGUCCUCGGUUAUCAGUCGUACUACUAUCAGCUUGCCGGGUUUGAUGCACAAUUUUCAUUCCUGCUUGGAAUGAUCAACAAUAUCAGCAUGUUCAUUGCCAACAUCCUGUCUUGGCCGCUACUGACCAUCGUGGGCCGCCGACCUCUUAUCAUCUGGGGCCAGCUUGCAUGUGCCAUCACACUCUUUAUUGUGGGAGGAGCCUCUAUACCAGGGCAUAGGACAACAAACCUUGUCACCAUCUCUUUCAUGUUUGUCUGGGGCUUCACCUAUCAGAUUACGCUGGGGACAGUUGCCUGGACAGUCGUGGCAGAGAUUCCCAGUUGGCGUCUUAGGUCACGAACCCAAGGCCUAUCCAACAUUGUUCUCUGUGCAGUGCAGUGGGUAGUGGGCUUUGUGUUCCCAUAUAUGUUCAACCCGGAUGCCGGUAAUCUCGGCGGCAGGGUUGGGUUCAUCUUUGGUGCGACAACCUUUCUCGGCUUUGCGGGAUCUUGGUUAUGGCUGCCCGAGACAAAGAACCGUACUGUUGCUGAGCUUGAUGAUUUGUACUCCGCAAAGGUCAAGCCGCGUCAUUUUCACAAGACCUUUCUCACACAUGGUACUGGGUCCGAUGAGGGCAAUAACAAGACUGAGUAG